CCAUGGAACACCAUGAAUCCAACAAAUCAGCCACCUACAACUCAAAGAAACUUCACUAUGCGAAUCUUCAUUCACAACUUGAACAGUUAGAAAAAAACAUCACCCGUCUUCAAAGCAACAUCAAAGUGACAGCAGAUCAGGUGCCCUCAUUCAGAAAAAUGGCAAGCGUUCAUUCAGCAAUGUUUAUGGCUGCUUCUAGAGUGAUGAAUGCACCUUCGGAUAAUGUAAAUAACCCCGGUCAAUCCGCCAAGAAACCGCACACUUCCUGAGCAUCGUACGCAUCGAGCCCGAUCCGUAUAAAGACGACUCCAUUCAAGCAUCAGCAUUUGUUCCAUAGUCAUUACCACAGCUUCAUAUUCUUUUUUUUU
Messenger RNA from Radiomyces spectabilis, 368 nucleotides. RefSeq lists its product as uncharacterized. NCBI's taxonomy places the organism in Eukaryota, Fungi, Mucoromycota, Mucoromycetes, Mucorales, Radiomycetaceae. Gene Ontology annotation, cellular component: DASH complex. The transcript is spliced from 2 exons. The record is from RefSeq and is a predicted model, not a curated record. The annotation marks the transcript as partial. Gene Ontology annotation, biological process: attachment of spindle microtubules to kinetochore.